Molecule: messenger RNA, 1858 nt
Organism: Gaeumannomyces tritici R3-111a-1
Lineage: Eukaryota; Fungi; Ascomycota; Sordariomycetes; Magnaporthales; Magnaporthaceae
Exons: 2
Coding region: 597-1436 (279 amino acids)
Source: RefSeq, a predicted model, not a curated record
GUCCGUCCUGCCUGUGAAUCGGGAUCCUGCCAGGUCUUUUGGCGCACGAGGCAAAGAGCCCUGUUUAGAGUGCGCCGGCGGCGCAUGCAGGUUGGGCUCCUACUGUUUGGCCACUGCUCCACCUGGGGCCAGCUCUGCCCUCGUCGCAGAGAUACAUACUACCCCAUCUGGCGGUUCCGGACCCGCGCUCCCGUCCCGACAUUGCCUGUCUUUUAGUGCAAGAACCUGCCCUUGGCCUAGUCACAGCAGUUCUCCAGCACUGUGUGUUCCAGGGGAAAGCAAAAACGAAAGCACAUAUCUUUCAGGUGUUCCCCCAUCCUUUCAGCCGUAGCACCCAUCAUACCAUCUGACAGAGCGUCUGCCUGCUCUGUGGCUUUCUUGCUCUUUAUAAUCUCCCCUCCCGCCGCCGUUUUUCUUCCCCGUUGCCUCAGGCUGGAUCAACCUUCCUCGUCCUCUUUUCUCAACUUCCUGUUCCUGUCCCAUACUGCCUAUCUAUGCGACAUCCACAUCUGCCAUUUCGCUCGUAAACGACCCGCACAGGCUGCUUCCCUGCGAGGCGUCCACGCCGUUUGCCAAAGGCCGGAGUAAUAUCAGUCAUGACCGGCAACACCGACAACGCCAUGGCGAGGUUCCUAUUCGCAAUCCUGCGACAGAAGUGUCUCAAGGAUAUCGACUGGAACAAGGUCGCUUCAGAUCCUGUGCUUCUUCAGCCAAUCACAAACGGCCACGCUGCGAGGAUGCGAUACAGUCGCUUCCGCUCCUCGAUGCUUGGUAUCGAGCCACAGCGUAGGAACCGUACGGCCGGCAGCGGCUCACGUGUCACCAAGAGCAAGAAGGACAAGGACGCAAAGCUGGACAAGGCGCCCAAGACAAAGAGAGACGAGAACCUCGAGGGUGCCCCCGAGACUCAAGAGGAGGGAGCUGCGGAUUCUGUUCCGAGCCGCUCUGCUCCCGUCAAGGUCAAGCACGAGAUUAAGCCGCUCGUGCUGGAAAGCCAAGUCAGCGCUUGUUCACCACCAUCCACUACCAUUGGUACAUUUCCCGACAGCCGCGUCCAGUUCCAGAACCGACUCAUGACCCCUUGCAGCGACACCGACGUCAUCAUGGCCCCUCAAAACUAUGCCGGCAGCCCGAUCAGCGAUGUCUUGCAAACGGAACCAUUCGACUUCCCUGCGCCGGCACACUGUGGCAACAGCAACGACCACGGAGCAUGGCACCACCACAGCCCGACAUACACCACCUUUGGGAUGGCCUACGAAUUGGACAACUAUCCCAUCAACUUCUCUGAGCAUCCUAGUCCGCAAGACCAACAUCGCACUUACCAUCACCAUCACGAACACUCCCAGGGGCUGUGCGACCCUUCAGCUGUCAUGAGUCCUGAUCACCACGCCAGUGUGAAGCAGGAGGCCUGGGACAGCCAAUUCCAUAUUGUCUGAGGUGGACGAAGCGGAAGGCGGGCACUGUGUCAUUGAUUCCUCUGGCGACAUCUAAUUUGAUCCGCUCUGUUGUGCAAGGGGUCUACCCGGGUCGCUCUCCUGCCCCGCCGUUGCUAUUUUCUACUGGUUUCCUGUUUUCCCAUAUCGGUGUCCGGGUUUCUUGGUGGGUUGGUUUCAGAUGUUGGUAACGUCAUGGUCCUUUUGCGUCUUACGAAUUCCCAUAUUUUCCUGGCUUGUGUUGGUCUAGAUCAAAACCCCAUCCCCUUGAUAGAUCUGUACGAUUAUGCGGGCGCUAUCUUGGCACCUAGUCGAAUGAUGAGAUAUGCCGCGUUGGUUUUGGAGUUAUUGAUUAAUGUGGUAACACCUGCCAUCUUGACACAUGGUGUGAAGGCCGGGAUGCAGUGGUGAAAACCACGACUGCU